ACCCCACGAACUCCCACCUCUGAAGACGUUGCAACGGACUCGUCAGUCUACGUGUAAAAGAAAUAUACCCUCCUGACAUUAUCGGAUCCUCCAUUGGCUGAAAAUUCCCCCUUCUGCCCAUAGAUCACGAUUUAAUUUAAAUUGAAUAAAAAGAAACAAAUUGUUGCAUAAGCACUUCAGGUAACGUAAGUAUCAACAAGUUGUAGAAACGAGGAUAAAAUGUAUACAUCCGUUGGAGUUGGCAGAUCUGUCUUAAAAGCCAUUAAACCACUGCAAAAUUUAAGAAAUUCUUCCGCUAUGUCAUCUUUUAAUUUUGAGACUAUCUCGGUAUCGAGUCCUAAAGAGUUUGUGUACAAAGUUCAACUAAACAGACCAGAUAAAAUGAAUGCAAUGAGUCAUGCAAUGUGGCUAGAAAUCGACAAAUGUUUCAAAAUGCUCGAUGAUUCCGACGAUUGUCGAGUGGUCAUGAUCACAGGAGCGGGCAAGGCAUUUUGCGCUGGAUUAGAUUUGCAAGAGGCUAUGAACAUGGGACAAGAUAUCGCACAGCACGAAGAUGUUGCACGCAAGGCUAGAGCACUCGAAAAACGAAUAAAGAUAUAUCAGGACGCAUUAUCUUCACUCGAAAAAUGUCGCAAACCCGUGAUUGCUGCCAUACAUGGUCUUUGCAUAGGAGCUGGCUUCAACCUCAUCUGCGGUGCUGACAUUCGAUAUUGCUCGACCAACGCUUGGUACGCCCUGAAAGAAGUCGAUUUGGGACUGGCUGCCGAUGUCGGUGCGCUGCAACGGUUCCCCAGGAAUAUUGGCUCCUCCAGCUUAGUCCGGGAGAUUGCCUUCACUGGACGGAAAUUAUCCGCUGACGAGGCUUUACAAUGUGGCUUUGUCAAUAGACUGUUCCAGGAUGAUGAGAGUUUAUGGACAGAAACACUAAAACUUGCGGAAGAGAUCUCCAAGAAAAGUCCAGUUGCAGUGCAGAACGCCAAGCUAACACUCGUUUAUUCAAGUGAUCACACUGUUCAAGAGGGUCUCGAUUAUAUUAGAAAUUUGAAUCAAGCGAUGUUACAGAGUGAGGACUUCGUCAAGGGUGCAGUCGCAUCGGCCACCAAAGGGGAACGUCCUACAUUUUCCAAAUUGUAAAUAGCAACGGAGGAAUGGGGUAUAUUUUCUCACGAACUGAAAUGGACAGGAAUUGGCCAAUGUUUAAAAUGUUAUGUAUUUUAUAAUUUUUUUAUACAUUUAUGAAGCAAUUUAAGAGAAAUCGGAGUAAAAUCGGAGGGCUUCCUUUAUAAAAAUUGGUUCAAUAGAAUUUUAUAAUAAAUUUUUAUACGUUAAAUAA
Molecule: messenger RNA, 1333 nt
Organism: Diachasmimorpha longicaudata
Lineage: Eukaryota; Metazoa; Arthropoda; Insecta; Hymenoptera; Braconidae
Product: delta(3,5)-Delta(2,4)-dienoyl-CoA isomerase, mitochondrial-like
Exons: 6
Coding region: 220-1134 (304 amino acids)
Cellular component (GO): mitochondrion
Molecular function (GO): delta(3,5)-delta(2,4)-dienoyl-CoA isomerase activity
Source: RefSeq, a predicted model, not a curated record